AUGUUGGAUAAAGAGUGCGAAGAGGUGAGCAAAGAGGAGGAAGAGAUUAAGCCAACCAAAAAUGUGGUUUAUAAGGCUAUCACGACGGAGACUUCCCCUGUAGAAGAAGAAGAGAAUAACAGAAAAAAGACCGACACAAUUGCUGAGAUUCCGGAAAUUAGGCUACCAAGUGAUUUCAGAAAGUGUUCACGCACCGAUUUAGUCAUAGUAAUAUCGCGUAUGCUCUCUUUUCUCAUAUACCUGAAUGACACAGCCCCAGAUCAAGAAUCAAAAGAGUUAACGAGAUUUCAUUCGCGCGUGCCGCCCGUAAUCUCGGUAUACAAUUACCUGUUGAGACUAACGCGCUACUCUUCGCUCGAGCCCGCUGUGUUGAUAUCUGCAGUUUACUAUAUCGAUUUGUUGGCCGGAGUGUACCCAGCUUUUUCACUCAACUCUUUAACCGUCCAUCGUUUUUUACUCACGGCAACUAGCGUUGCCAGUAAAGGACUCUGUGAUGCAUUCUGUACCAAUACACAUUAUGCAAAAGUUGGUGGCGUUCAAUGCAGUGAACUUCAUAUUUUAGAAAACGAGUUCUUGCAGCGCGUGAACUAUCGCAUUUUGCCUAGAGAUCACAAUAUCGAAAUUUGCAAACAGGAGCAUCAAAUUGAUUCUUUCGUUACCCCUCACUACAGAGUUCAACACGGAACCAACGAUGGAUUCAACGUGUUGAGCACAUAUUAUCGAAAAAUUAUCGAGCUUGUGGGCCUCUACGAUUCUUCGCCCGAUAAGACCAAAAAGGCAAACUAUGUCUUAGAGCACUCAAAAUCGAGCACUAUUGAGUCAGUACCUCGAAAAAGACAACUAGAAGAAUUCGCCGAACAGCAGCAUGAACCUAAACAACGCGAUAACCAUAAAAAGCCAAUUUAG
Molecule: messenger RNA, 906 nt
Organism: Lachancea mirantina
Lineage: Eukaryota; Fungi; Ascomycota; Saccharomycetes; Saccharomycetales; Saccharomycetaceae
Source: the annotation of a GenBank genome assembly